This is a messenger RNA of Oldenlandia corymbosa var. corymbosa, 1531 nucleotides long. The record is from the annotation of a GenBank genome assembly. Lineage: Eukaryota; Viridiplantae; Streptophyta; Magnoliopsida; Gentianales; Rubiaceae.
GCAAGCCUGAAGCCUGAUCACCUUAUACAUGGAAACUUUCCUGAUCAACUUCAUUUUCUUCACCGUUGCUGUCGCAUUUCUUUCAAUAUUACUGCUUCGGAAGCAAUCCAAAUCAGCAGGGGAAAAGCUACCUCCAUCACCAUGGAAGUUACCGAUAAUUGGACAUUUGCACCAUCUGACGGGGUCUCCACCGCAUCAUGCUCUCAAAAAGUUAUCUCAGAAGUAUGGUCCCCUGAUUCACUUGCAGCUGGGGGAGAUUCCUGCAAUUGUGGUAUCAUCUCCGAGAUUAGCCAAAGAGAUCAUGAGAACUCAAGAUGUCACUUUCGCUGAUCGAGCUGAACUCCUGGCUGCAAAAAUCUUGGGCUACAACUUUACAGAUAUUGUUUGUGCUCCAUAUGGCGAGUAUUGGAGACAAAUGCGCAAAAUCUGCACUUUGGAACUCCUUACAGCUAAAAAUGUCCGGUCAUAUGACUUGAUAAGGCAGGAGGAGGCUUUGAAUCUCAUCAGAUCGAUCAAAGCUCUAGCUUGCAAUUCUACACCAGUUAAUUUGACAGAGAAACUGGCACACUACACUAGUUCCAUGGUGGUCAGAGCAGCAUUUGGGAAAGUUAGCAAAGAUGAUCACCAUGCAUUCUUAAAGCUAGUCAAGGAAGCAUUGCCCCUUUGCAGUGCCUUUGAAAUUUCUGAUCUCUUUCCGUCGCUAAAGAUCCUCCAUCCUUUCUUUUCCAUGGAGAGUAGACUGAUGAAGAUCCGCCUUAAGCUCGACAGAGUGAUGGACAACAUUAUUGAUCAGUACCUCAACAAAAACUUAGCAACAUCAAAAACUUGUGACGAAGAUCUACUUGAUGUUCUACUGAGAGUCAAGAACAGCAAUGACCUUCAACUUUCAAUUACGAAGGAUAACAUCAAGGCUGUUAUGAUAGAUAUGUUCGCAGCAGGAACUGAAACUUCAUCCUCAACAGUGGGGUGGGCAAUGGCCGAGUUGAUUAGGCAUCCUGAGGUUAUGGCCAAGCUACAGAAUGAGGUAAGGAUAGCUUGCAGGGGAAAGAAAACAAUUGAAGAAGCUGACAUUCAAGAGAUGACAUACUUAAAAUCAGUUGUUAAAGAAACACUCAGGUUACACCCUCCAGUUCCUCUUUUGGUUCCAAGAGAAAGCAGGGAGGAAACUGAGAUUGAUGGUUAUAUCAUCCCAGUCAAAACCCGAGUCUUUGUUAAUGCCUGGGCGAUUGGGAGAGACCCCAAGUAUUGGGAUGAUCCUGGCAGUUUCAAACCGGAGAGAUUUGAAAACAGUGCUACAGAUUUCGCAGGAAACCAUUUUGAGCUUAUACCAUUUGGUGCUGGAAGAAGGAUGUGCGCUGGAAUGACAUUUGGCCUUGCCAAUGUUUAUCUUCCAUUAGCCUUAUUACUCAACCAUUUUGAUUGGAAACUCCCAAAUGGCCUCAGCCCGAAAGAUUUAGACAUGGGAGAGACUGUUGGCAUAACUGCAUCAAGAACAAAUCAGCUUCUUUUGAUCGUACAACAAAUUGUAUGA